CUCCAGUAGCAGUUGGAUAAGAACUAUACUCCUGGUGCGUCCUCAUGUCGGCAAAAUACCCAUGGACCAUUUUCUUUCUCCCGGCUCUCAAAUCAUAAAUAUUUUUCCCGAAGUUUGAGCCUGAAGGUACUUACUAUCUUCUCUAUACCUCUCCCACACGACCUAGACCUACUGUUGUAGCGAAAUAACUCGAAAACAAGAAUGGCGCCUCCGCUGGCAGCUUGCGACACAAUGUUGCCAACAGCGAAAGAGCAGAACGAGUCGAAUUCAUGUCCCGGAGCCGAGAAGUCAUGUCCCGGGACCAUGUCCUCUCCACCACCGCGAGAGAAGCCAGUCGGUCGUUGGAGCUCAGGAGACACUACUAGACUGAAGAAAGGGCGCAGAAAAUAUAGUCGGAGCACUUUACGCGAUAACAAUCUGCUGCCUUCGAAUGAGCGAUAUCACUUAUCCAAGACAUUACCGAUUCCCCAGCGGCAGAAGCUCAUUGUGGAUACCUACAUCCAGAACUUCCUCUUUUUUUUAGAACGUGAAAACAAGUGUCGUCACUGUUGCUUCUUAAAUGAGUGGUGCAUCUGCGAGAAUGUCCGGAGACUAAAAUCAGACACGAUUACGAACCUGAACUCCCUUUGCCGCAAUGCAGAGGACGAGGAGGCAAACGAGGAGCUUUGGUGGAACAUGCCUGUCACAUUGAUGCGUACUAGUAGAAGGCAAGCGUCGAAUUCAUCUGGUCUGAUGCAACAAGAUGAAGUAGAAGGACAACCUACAACUGGGUCAAAUAAAGUUGUUCACGAAAUAAAGCACGAACGGCGUUUAGUUCGGCCUCGUUUUUUGGUGUGGAUGCAUUAUAAGGAACAGUUUAGGGCCUCCAACACAGGCAAGAUUCUCCUCCAGCUCUUUCCCGGAUCGCAGGCCUUUAUCAAUGGCGACCCAGAGGAAACACGACGAUUUAAAGCUUUGCUAGAAGAAGAGAGGAGUAGAAAGGCGAUCCUGCUCUUCCCUACUGAAGAUGCAUGCGACGCUGAAGACUUAGCAUGGUCAGACAUAUUCUUUGGGGACGACUGCUCGGAUGUUGAGGAUGAUCAUUGGGGUGAGACCAGCAGCGACACAGAAGCUUCCACAGAGGAUACCAAGAUCAGAGGUAACGGUGAACGUGCGGAGAAGGACCACCAGAAGAUCGAGUUUCUCAACAUUGUCCUCUUGGAUGGAACAUGGAACCAGGCACGAAAAAUGCUCAAAACGCUCUUCCCACGUGCGAAAACAAAGGCCAAGAACGUAGCUGCGAAUGCCGACAAGGCCAAGAUGAACAUAGCGAGGACGCUUACUCAUGCUGAUGCUAGCAGUGCUGACGACGAAACCAAUCAGCCGGGUCAUGCAGAAGAGAAAGUAGAGCAAGUAGUCGAACAAGCUGUGGUUGAAGGUAUCGAACAAGAGCAAGAGGACGAACAACAAGCCUCUGGUGCAAUAGAUUCUACGUGGUCCGCUUCGCCUUCACUAGGUGAUCUGCUUCUUCCAGUUAAGAUAUCGCCAAAGGAGCUCUCUCGUUUUGGUCUCCGGAGACAGACGCAGACGGACCGUAUAUGCACACUAGAAGCUGCGAUUAUGCUCUUACAGAGCGUUGGAGGUGAACAAGAGGAAGCCGAGCAUGAAGAGAAGAGUGGAGAUGGUGCUGCACCUGCAGUAAAACAUGAUCUUCACCAUGAUAGAAAUCAGUCGGAUCCUUCUGGGACAGGGACUCAUACUGUGACCGAGACCCCUGUGGAGCAGAUUUGCUCAGUUCUUUACGACGCCCUGGCGCUCCUCUGUGACGCGAUGGAGAGACAGAGCCAUAAGGACACAAUGCCCUACGUUGCCCCUCAGAAACACCAUAAGAAUGGAAACUCAAGGCUCCCUAAGAAUGCACAUGGUAGACAAAUCUAUGCCUAGAAGUAGGUGCUAAGCACUUUUCGUUUUUUCACCUUCUUGAUGCGCUUGCGCUCCUUAUCCUCUCAAGAGCUGCAAGUUCGUUGUAAAAGCCUCUGGUUGGGCUUGGAUUAAGUAUUUAUUGAUUUAGGUUCUAGCGGUGGCGCUAGUAG
Molecule: messenger RNA, 2072 nt
Organism: Amoebophrya sp. A25
Lineage: Eukaryota; Dinophyceae; Syndiniales; Amoebophryaceae
Source: the annotation of a GenBank genome assembly